AGGAGGAAGAGGAAGAGGAAGAGGAGGACACGCGCCUCGUUCCCCCGUGUGGCGGUGACUUCAUGUGGAGGAGAGAGACCGAGGAGAGCAGCGAGCUCGUCUUCUCCUGAGACGGAUCUUUCGUUGUGAAUUACUGUCUCCCGACAACAUGUGUGCCCCGUGCUGCGUCUCGCAGCUGGCCUGCUGCUGCGGCUCAGCGGCCUGCUCCUGCUGCUGCAACUGCUGCCCCAAGAUAAAGCAAUCCAAGGGGACCCGGUUCAUGUACGCCUUUUACUUCCUGUUGGUCACCAUCAUCUGUGUCAUCAUGAUGUCCCCCACUGUGGAGCAGGAGAUGAGAGACCAUAUCCCAUUCUACAGUGAAUUGUGCGAGAAGAUAAAUGCAGGGGAAAACUGCAAAACUCUGGUGGGCUACUCCGCCGUCUACAAGGUGUGCUUCGGCAUGGCCUGCUUCUUCUUGUUCUUCGCUAUCUUCACCAUACGAGUCAACAACAGCACCGGCUGCAGGGCGGCCGUCCACAAUGGGUUCUGGUUGCUGAAGUUUAUUGUGCUGGUGGCAUGCUGUGCUGGAGGUUUCUUCCUCCCACAAGAGGAAACCUUUCUGGAAGUGUGGCGCUACGUGGGAGCCGGUGGCGGCUUCUUUUUCCUGCUGAUCCAGCUCAUGCUGUUGGUGGAGUUUGCACAUCGAUGGAACACAAACUGGAGUUCAGGAGUAAAAUAUAACCGUCUGUGGUACGCCGCUCUGGCCUUGGUGACUCUGUUGCUGUUCAGUUUUGCAGUCGGAGCCAUGGUCUUCAUGGGUCUGUUCUACACCCACUCCGAGGCCUGUUUGCUUAACAAAAUCUUCCUGGGCAUCAAUGGUAGCCUCUGCCUCAUCGUCUCCCUGCUGGCCAUCUCUCCGUUCAUACAGAAACUGCAGCCCACAUCAGGCCUGUUGCAGCCAGGAGUCAUCAGUUUGUACGUCAUGUACCUCACUUUCUCAGCAUUCUCCAGCAAACCAAAAGAAAUACUGGAGAGAGAUGGUGUGAACACAACAGUGUGUGUGUUUCCCCUGAACUCGGGGACGGAGAGCGACAAGAAGAUUGUUACUGCUGUGGGAACCGUUAUCCUGUUUGGAUGUGUCCUUUACUCUUGCUUGACGUCCACCACCAGGCGAAGCUCGGCAGCGCUCAGGGUGUGUAGGACUGGUGAACCAGAGACUGAGAGAGCUCGUUGUUGUUUCUGUUUUGGAGAUGAUACAGACGACUACGAUGAGGAGAAGACUGGUGGAGGCCAGAAUGUGGUGUAUGAUGAGAGAGAGGCAACCGUCUACGGCUACGCCUACUUCCACUUUGUCUUCUUCCUGGGUUCCCUCUACGUAAUGAUGACCGUUACCAACUGGUUUCAUUAUGAUAACCAUAAGAUCGAGAAGCUGUUGGACGGGAGCUGGUCAGUGUUCUGGAUCAAGAUGGUCUCCUGCUGGGUCUGUCUCUUCCUCUACAUGUGGACCCUGUUUGCUCCUAUGAUCUGCCCGAAGCGUUUUGAGGCCUAGGAUGCACACCACUACCAGAGGAUCAGGCCACUCUGAUUCUCGGGAUAUGGGCAGGCAGAAGCCCCCACGCUGAGCCAAGGGACCACCACAAUUCCCCCUUUUCAUUGAAACACAACCCCACACUACCCUCAGCGUUUGAAAUGGAGGACUAUCUGUCGCCUUUUGUUUUAUAUUCUAUUGUUUUCUUUUCCAUUUUUUCAUCAAUAUUAAGCUGUUACUACCUUGAUGGUAUUUUCUUUAUUAUUCUUUACUACCAUGCCUCCUGGAGUUGUGUGUUACCUUUAUUACUAGGUUUAAAAUUACAUUAAGAGUCUUAUGAGGUGAAUUACAUUGAGCAACAUGAAAAUCUGAGAAUCAGUACCUCUGUUAAUUUCAGAUUUGAAAAUGUUGUUGUGUGUGUGUGUGUGUAUGUGUAUAAGUUUUCCUUGGAUUUUUGAAUUCACUCUAAGCCAAGCAUUUCAGUUCUGUACAGUUGGACCAUAAAGUUGUAGCAAAGUUUUGGGACAAAUUUAUCUCAAGUUAGGAGAUGUUACAUGAGAAACUGUAUUUAUUCAAGUGUCUUCAGUAAUCAAAGAAGGAUUGUGGUGUAAAUUUAAUUAGAUUAUGCCCUAACUCUGUUUAAAAUCUCAUCUCUCAGGCUCACAUAUAAGCUGUGUUAUGUUUAUGCUUUUUUAUAUUGCCCCCUUUUGUAGAAGUUUUCUAUGCAACCGAACAAGCUCUUUUCAAUAUUAGACAUGCAGUGUUGUGAAGUUUCCGAUUAGAUCAUGAGGAUAAAUGUUUCAGAUUUUAUUAUCAGUGCUCCCUUUGAGCCAAAUCUUUUCUUAGGAAAAUCCAUGUCGUGUGUACAACAUCUAGUCAUCAGCAUUGUUGUACAGGGCAGUGCUCUUCAAAUCAACCUGCCUUAUGUGAGAGAGACAUUAGUGCAGUGCCGCCUCUCUGGAAGAGCUGCAGUGACAGGGAUCAUGAAUAUUUGCCAAAGGUAGAUGUCAGAACACCACAAACUACUGUCAUAUUGUUUGGUCUGUUACAGAGAAAUAUAUACGCAAGAACAUUAUGUAUUUGCAUGCACAUGCAGACACCUCAGCUGUUUAGAUGGGUUUUUUUGUACAGUCAUAAAGGCCUUUGCCUUGUUUGUUACAUACAGUAUGUCAGUUCAUAACGAUUCGUCAUAAGGUUGCAUGAGUGGUUUUAUUGGUGCACGAUUCAACACUGGAUGUUGAGUUUACUGCCAAAUUAAAAUUCAAACAAAGACAGUCACUCGUUUAUUACCUGUAACAUUUUUUUUAUGUUGUACAAAAAUACAACAUAUUGCACAUUAUUAUCUGCAAGUCCUUUUCUGUUCCUCACUCAUCAAGAAUAAAGCGGUAAGUUCUGUUGUCUAAUUGUAACCCUAACAUGUUUUAUAAUAACUUGUAUGUUCAUUUGGCUAAAGAUCUGUGGAAAUCUCUAUUUGAACUACGCUGUCAUGUGAUUUACCUUUUUGAAUAUGUUUCUGCAUUUGAGUUAGCGGUAUGGAUGUCGAAAUUAAAUGGUGCUCACGGCAGGUUUGAUAUCAAACAACUCAAAUUCAAAUCAGACAACCAUCAAAAACUCUUUCUGACCAAAUUGUAUGUUUAAAAUACAGAGAUGCGAGUGUCGUGCUGUUCAAAAUGUUCACACUUUCAAUAAACUAUCAAUUGAAUGCCA
Scophthalmus maximus (turbot) is the source of this 3214-nucleotide messenger RNA. It is a transcript of the gene serinc5, whose product is annotated as serine incorporator 5. Gene Ontology annotation, cellular component: membrane. The record is from RefSeq and is a predicted model, not a curated record. The transcript has 12 exons. The coding region runs from base 149 to 1528 and encodes 459 amino acids. NCBI's taxonomy places the organism in Eukaryota, Metazoa, Chordata, Actinopteri, Pleuronectiformes, Scophthalmidae.